Messenger RNA from Drosophila eugracilis, 973 nucleotides. Its product is annotated as protein TsetseEP. Bases 27 to 893 code for a protein of 288 amino acids. The transcript has 3 exons. NCBI's taxonomy places the organism in Eukaryota, Metazoa, Arthropoda, Insecta, Diptera, Drosophilidae. The record is from RefSeq and is a predicted model, not a curated record.
AAAGUAGUUUGGCCGCAGACUACGCGAUGUACAGAUCCCUUUUUUUGAUUCUUCUCCUGGGAUUCUCCUGCCUGGAGAUUCUUCAGGCCCGCCCUGCAUCGUCGAAGGUGCACCACAGAUUCGUGCGCAAGCGCAUCUCGCCGGAUGAUCCCGAUGUGGAGAUCAUCGAGGUCAAGGAUGUCUACUAUAUCCGGCGGCCCAAGAAGGUGGUCGUCCCACUCGACGAUGACGAAAUUGACUGGCGAAUUCGUUGCGACUUCGAUCCAAAUCACUCGGAAUGUAGGGAUUUGAUUAACAAGCCUGCGGCUCCCACUUUGCCCACCAGGCCACCCACAACCACAACCACCCAGGCGCCUACUACAACAACCACCACUCGUAGAACCACUCCAAAGCCUACUCCAGAACCCAUAAGGGAUGAGUCUAUGGAACGUGCGAUUCGCUGCGAAUUCGAUCCCACGGCGGAGGAGUGUGCACCUUCAACCACUUCAACAACAACAACCACAACUACAACAACCACCACAACCACCACGGAGAUACCUGAUACAUCUUCCGAAACCGAGCCCGAGCCCGAGCCCGAACUCGAAGCCGAAACCGAACCUGAACCGGAAUCGGAAUUGGAAAAUGAACCUGAAAAUGUUACAGAUUCCGAAUUCGAUUCCGAAGCGACGAAAGUACCAGAAGCUAUACCCGAUACCCAACCCCAGGAAGAGGAUGACGUGGUGGAGGAACAAGAUGAUGAGUUCCCAUUGACGGAUGACGAUGGUGAAGAUGACGAUGCCGAGGAUCAAAACGACCAGGUAGAUUACUCCGACCCCGAAGAUACGUACGAUAACCCUCCUAACGGAUGGGAAGCCGGCUCAAUCGGCAGUCACGAUCCCAACAUGUGGACUUAGUUAGAGGAGCGGAAAUGGGAUUUCGAUUUGAUGUGUUACUUUAAUUGGAGAUCAAUAAAAUGGCAAUUGCGGAACUGCAA